Messenger RNA from Ilex paraguariensis (yerba mate), 5816 nucleotides. NCBI's taxonomy places the organism in Eukaryota, Viridiplantae, Streptophyta, Magnoliopsida, Aquifoliales, Aquifoliaceae. The record is from the annotation of a GenBank genome assembly.
CUUUUUUGCUGUACCUUUUACAAGGAUUAUUUUUGUUGUAGGAUGCUAUGGAGAAAGCAAUUAAGAAUAAAGUUGCCAAGGCAGUUGUGCCCGCAAUAGAUGUCAUGUUUCAAGCUUUGAGUGAAUUUGGGUCCAAGAUUGUGCCGCCGAAAAGAAUUUUAAAGAUGCUUCCUGAACUUUUUGAUCACCCCGAUCAGAAUGUUCGGGGUUCUUCCAAAGGUCUGACACUUGAGCUUUGUCGCUGGAUUGGGAAAGAUCCAGUAAAAUCAAUAUUGUUUGAAAAAAUGCGGGAUACAAUGAAAAAAGAGUUGGAGGCUGAACUGGUGAAUGUCACGGGUACUGCCAGGCCAUCUCGCAAAAUAAGAUCUGAGCAAGACAAGGAACCAGAACAGGAAGCUGAAUCUGUGGCUGUGGUCUCUGGCCCUUCUGAAGAAUCUGCUGCUGAUGUUCCUCAGGAAAUAGAUGAAUACGAACUUGUUGAUCCUGUUGAUGUAUUAACUCCUUUGGAAAAGUCAGGGUUUUGGGAUGGAGUGAAAGCUGCCAAGUGGUCCGAACGAAAAGAGGCUGUUGCAGAGCUGAGUAAGCUCGCUUCGACCAAAAGGAUAGCUCCUGGUGAUUUUACAGAAAUUUGUCGGACACUUAAGAAGCUUAUCACAGAUGUAAAUAUUGCUGUUGCAGUCGAAUCCAUCCAAGCGAUUGGCAAUCUUGCUAGAGGCCUAAGAACCCAUUUUUCUGGGAAUUCACGCUUCUUGUUGCCUAUGUUACUGGAAAAAUUGAAAGAGAAAAAACCCACUCUGACAGAAGCACUCACUCAGACACUCCAAGCAAUGCACAAGUCUGGGUGUUUAAAUCUAGCGGACAUUGUUGAAGAUGUUAAGGCUGCGACCAAAAAUAAAGUUCCGCUUGUCCGCUCAUUGACUUUAAACUGGGUCACAUUCUGUAUUGAGACGAGCAACAAGGCUAUUGUUCUUAAAGUGCAUAAGGAUUAUGUUGCGAUUUGCAUGGAGUGCCUCAAUGAUGGGACACCUGAAGUAAGGGAUGCUUCAUUUUCAGCUUUGGCUGCAGUAGCUAAGUUGGUUGGUAUGAGGCCUUUGGAGAAGUUAUUGGAGAAACUGGAUGAAGUUAGGAGAAAAAAGCUUUCAGAAAUGAUUGGGGGUUCUGGAGGUGGUCCACCAGCUGGGGCAAGCUCAGUCACAGUCCAGUCUUCGGGUGGAAACAUGCAGGGCUCGGAGCCUUCGGAUGGAUCUUUGGGUAGGAGGUCUGCAGCAAGCAUGCUUAGUGGGAAGAAACCCGUUCAGGCGGCUCCUGCUAGCAAGAAAGGAGGGUCCACGAAGUCAGGUGUCAACAAGAAAGGAGAUGGAGCGGGACCGCUAAAAAGUUUGAAAUCUGUCGAACCUGAAGAUGUUGAGCCAGCUGAUAUGAGUCUGGAAGAGAUCGAAACCAGAUUAGGUUCUCUUAUACAAGCAGACACAGUUUCCCAGUUGAGGAGUGCUGUAUGGAAAGAGCGGCUUGAAGCAAUUGUUUCAUUUAAAGAACAGGUGGAAUCGGUACAAAACCUAGACCAGACAGUGGAGAUUUUGAUCCGUUUACUCUGUGCUCUUCCUGGCUGGAGUGAGAAAAAUGUUCAGGUCCAGCAACAGGUUAUUGAGGUUAUUACUCACAUAGCUUCCACUGCGUCAAAGUUUCCAAAAAAAUGUGUUGUACUUUGCCUUCUAGGUAUUAGCGAAAGGGUUGCAGAUAUCAAGACCCGUGCUCAUGCCAUGAAGUGCCUUACUGCUUUUUCUGAAGCAGUGGGCCCCGGGUUUAUUUUUGAAAGGCUCUACAAAAUUAUGAAGGAUCACAAGAAUCCUAAGGUUCUUAGUGAGGGUAUCUUAUGGAUGGUUUCAGCAGUCGAAGAUUUUGGUGUCUCACAUCUGAAACUGAAGGAUUUAAUUGAUUUCUGCAAAGAUAUUGGUUUGCAAUCUAGUGCUGCUGCCACCAGAAAUGCCACCAUUAGACUUAUUGGCGCUUUACAUAAGUUUGUUGGUCCAGAUGUUAAAGGGUUCCUCUUGGAUGUCAAGCCUGCUCUUCUUAGUGCCCUCGAUGCAGAGUAUGAAAAAAAUCCGUUUGAGGGGGCAUCUGCUGUUCCAAAGAAAACUGUAAAGGCUCUUGACUCCACAUCUUCUUUAUCUGGUGGAGGCCUAGAUAGCCUGCCACGUGAGGAUAUUAGUGGAAAGAUCACACCUAUUCUGUUAAAGAGCUUUGAAAGUUCAGAUUGGAAGGUUCGUUUGGAAGCUAUUGAAUCUGUAAACAAAAUCCUGGACGAGGCCAAUAAACGCAUUCAACCUACAGGAACUGGGGAGUUAUUUGGUGCUCUUAGAGGCCGCCUCUUUGACAGCAACAAAAAUAUAGUCAUGGGGACUUUGUCAACUAUUGGUGGGGUUGCAUCUGCAAUGGGACCGGCAGUUGAGAAGUCAAGCAAGGGUAUCCUCUCAGAUGUUUUGAAAUGCCUUGGUGACAAUAAAAAGCAUAUGAGAGAGUGCACUUUGUCUAGUUUAGACUCUUGGCUUGCUACUGUUCAUCUUGAUAAAAUGGUACCUUACAUCACUGCUGCUUUAAUGGAUGCUAAACUUGGUGCUGAAGGGCGUAAGGAUCUUUUUGAUUGGCUAUCAAAGCAACUUUCUGUGUUAACUGACUUUUCUGAUGCCAUACAACUGCUUAAACCCACCGCCGCUGCUAUGACGGAUAAAUCAGUGGAUGUUCGUAAAGCAGCAGAAGUAUGCUUUGGUGAUGUUUUGAGGGUUUGUGGACAAGAAAUGGUGACCAAGAAUUUGAAGGAUAUACAUGGACCUGCUUUAGCUAUUGUUAGUGAACGGCUGAAGGCAUAUAGGGCAUUCCAAGAAACGUUUGAAUCGGGAAAGACAAUUUUGACCGGACCACCAUCCAAAAGCGGCUCAAAGAUUGGAAAACCUAAUGGUGUAUUAAAGAAUGGAAACAGACCUGUAUCUUCUAGAGGUAUAUCAACGAAGGGCUCGAGACCGGAGUCGAUGAUGUCUGUUCAAGAUAUCACCCUCCAGUCGCAGGCUUUGCUAAAUGUCAGGGAUUCAAACAAGGAAGAUAGAGAAAGGAUGGUUGUUCGUAGGUUUAAAUUUGAGGAGCUACGUAUAGAACAGAUUCAGGAUCUUGAGAAUGAUCUUGUAAAGUACUUCAGAGAGGAUUUGCAUAGGAGGCUUCUAAGCACAGAUUUCAAGAAGCAAGUUGAUGGGAUUGAGAUGCUGCAUAAGGCACUUCCAUCCAUUUCAAAAGAAAUAGUUGAAGUUUUAGAUAUACUUUUGAGGUGGUUUGUUUUGCGAUUUUCCGAAUCCAACACAUCAUGCAUAUUAAAGGUGCUGGAAUUUCUUCCUGAACUUUUCGACAUGUUGAGAAGUGAAAGCUACACCAUGACUGAAUCAGAAGCCGCCAUUUUUCUUCCGUGCUUGUUUGAGAAGUCUGGUCAUAACAUUGAAAAAGUUCGAGAAAAAAUGAGGGAACUUACAAAAAAAAUUAUUCAUGCAUAUUCUGCGGCAAAAACUUUUCCCUUUAUUUUGGAAGGUUUGCGAUCUAGAAACAACAGAACCCGCAUCGAGUGUGUUGAUCUCAUUGGAUCCUUACUUGAUAACCAUGCAGCUGAGCUAGGUGGGCAACUAAAAUCCUUGCAAGUCGUUGCAAGUUUAACCGCCGAACGAGAUGGUGAAAUUAGGAAGGCCGCUUUAAAUACUCUAGCUACUGGUUAUAAGAUUCUUGGUGAUGACAUAUGGAAAUAUGUUGGAAAGCUGACAGAAGCACAAAGAAGCAUGUUAGACGAUAGAUUUAAGUGGAAGGCCCGAGAGAUGGACAAGAGGAAGGAGGGGAAGCCUGGGGAAGCUAGGGAUGCUUUAAGGCGUUCUGUUAGGGAUAGUGGGUCUGAUGUGGCAGAGCAAAGUGGCGAAGUUUCACGGUCUAUGUCAGGCCCAAUCUUUAAUAGGGAGAAUUAUGAUCAUUCUGAGCUACAUAUGGAGAGACAUCCAAUCCCGCGGACACUUGCCGGUGCAAUAGGCCCCACAGACUGGAAUGAAGCUCUGGAUAUUAUUGCUUAUAGUUCUCCUGAGCAGUCUGUUGAAGGAAUGAAGGUCGUGUGCCAUGAGUUAGCACAGGCAACCAGCGAUCCUGAAGGCACUGCUAUGGAUAAUAUUGUUAAAGAUGCAGAUCGACUUGUUUCUUGCUUGGCAAACAAGGCCAGAACUGAUCCUGUAGCCAAGACUUUUGACUUCAGUCUCAUGGGAGCCUCUUCAAGGUCUUGUAAAUAUGUUCUGAACACGCUCAUGCAGACAUUUCAAAAUAGACAGCUUGCUCAUGCUGUCAAGCAGAGUACGCUCGACAGUCUUAUUACUGAGCUUCUGCUUUGGCUUUUAGAUGAAAGGGUUCCCCGGAUGGACGAUGGCAGUCAACUUUUGAAAGCUUUGAAUGUUUUGAUGCUCAAGAUCCUGGAUAAUGCGGAACGAACAUCAUCGUUUGUCGUAUUGAUCAAUCUCUUACGCCCACUAGACCCAUCAAGGUGGCCCUCUCCAGCCUCAAAUGAGUCUCUUGCCAUAAGAAAUCAGAAAUUCUCAGAUUUGGUCGUCAAAUGCCUGAUCAAACUUACCAAGGUUCUUCAAAGUACUAUAUACGAGGUUGACCUUGACCGCAUCCUUCAAAGCAUCCAUGUAUACCUGCAAGAACUAGGGAUGGAAGAAAUUAGGAGAAGAGCGGGAGCUGAUGACAAACCGUUGCGUAUGGUUAAAACCGUUCUGCAUGAGCUUGUUAAGCUUCGUGGGACCGCAAUAAAGGGGCAUCUUUCUAUGGUUCCAAUUGACAUGGAACCUCAACCAAUCAUUCUUGCCUACAUCGAUCUCAAUCUUCAGACUUUGGCUGCGGCAAGAAUGUUGACACCGUCUGGGCCUGUUGGGCAAACUCAUUGGGGUGAUUCAGUUGCCAACAAUUCCUCACCUGCCAAUCAUUCAGCAGAUGCCCAGUUGAAGCAAGAACUUGCAGCAAUAUUUAAGAAAAUUGGUGACAAGCAAACAUGCACCAUUGGUCUAUAUGAACUCUAUCGGAUCACCCAAUUAUAUCCAAAGGUUGAUAUAUUUGCUCAGCUCCAAAAUGCAAGUGAGGCAUUUCGAACAUACAUUAGGGAUGGUCUAGCCCAGAUGGAGAAGAAUGCAGCUGCUGGAAGGACGCCUUCAAGUUUACCUCUGGCAACCCCACCCCCAGCUGCCAUAAACUUUUCUUCCCCAAAAUUUGCGCCUCUGUCACCUGUAAAUACAAAUCCACUAAAUGAUGCAAAAUCCGUAAACUUUAAAGUUGAACCCACAAACUUCAGUUUACCCCCAUCUUAUGCUGAAGAUGAGAGGGUAUCUUCAAGGGGUCCAUUAUCUGAUCAGUCAGAGAUUCGGCACGAUAGAUUUCCAUCCGGAGGUUACUUACACUGCCACCAUUCAUCUUCAGUUUCACUUUUCGUUUAUGUUAUAAUGAAAGAUCCGACUCUGAAAGUUAAUUUCAUAGUUGCAGUUACCAGUGGAACGCUAGAUGCAAUACGUGAGAGGAUGAAGAGUAUCCAGUUAGCAGCGGCUGCUGGGAACCCAGAAUCUGGAAACAGGACAUUAAUACCCAUGAAUGGCAAUGUAGGCCAUGGACUGUCUAAUCAGCUUCCUCAUGGCACAGAACGGGCCAGUACCGAGAAUCCUAUGCAGAGCGGCGUUCUUCCCAUGGAUGAAAAGGCAUUAUCGGGGUUGCAAGCACGGAUGGAAAGGCUCAAAAGUGGGUCAAUUGAACCUUUUUAG